AUGAGUAAGCUCCAAAAACAACUUCUGUUUCUCGAGUUGGCAGUGGCUAGUAUCAAUGGCUGCUUUUGUGAUAGCAAUACUGCCUUAAAAACUCAAAAUCGGACAUCAAAUCCAGACUUAGAUCUAAGAAAGGUCCAAUCUCAACACAUUCCUGGCGUCGCCAACAUUCUCACCAACAAAAAACAUAAAGGGCUACAGAUGGAGCGCCCUGUUGAUAAUACAGACGUUUCAUCUGAAAAAAAGGAUGCAGAUCGCAAUGUGAUUGGCAUUUUGGCUUUUACAAAGAACAUCUUUUGUAUCCAUAAAACCUUGGUUGAUUUUUUCAACGGCUUCUCCCUAUUUACUUCAUGCAUUCCAUCCAUUAUGCCAUCAUAUAAGACCAUAUGCUCAAUUAAACAUUCCAUCUUUACAUGCACGCUAUCUCGUGUGAGCAUCUUACGCAUCCUAAAGCAUCUUCUUAAGCAGCUUUAUGUGUUUGUAUUGACCCGUUUUUGGCCAACAGUCUGGUAUUUCUUCCUCGUGUUUAUCCAUAUGGAGUGUUUCUGUAGGUUUUAUACAAGUAUUUUCGGUGUUUCCACUCUACUGCGUCCUGGAUUCAAUAAUGCGCCUUUCUGUGACAUGCUUGACGCUGUGAUGACUAAAUCUUUGAACAACACGUCUAUUUUUCCUUCGCUUAAAUAUGUCUACUUUUACGGAUGGAACUAUUCUCCUGAGAUUCCUGUAAUUUUAGACCGGUUGCCUUUCCCUGUUAACCAUAUCAUUAAGUUUCCGAUGCCGAAUAUAUUUUCGUCUUAUUUCUACCAGAUAAUUACAUUUAUAGAAGAGCUUUUUGUGAAAGGUUUCCUGAUAAAUUAUCCUUUUCUUUUGACAACUUAUACUUCGUUUUUUGGCCUCUUAAGGGAUACCUUUGGGCUUCCCUUGGCUUCUUACAUAAUUUCGCCUGUUUUAUGCACUUUACAAAACUUUAUGGACUAUCUUUUUGACACUUUAGUCAAGAACCCGUAUUUAAGUACUUUACAACCCUUCUUUAUAGAUAUGAGCACACGUAUCAAACGGCUUCUAAUCGCUAUUCGUGCCACAACUACAUGUGGAUCUCCUCUCUUGCCUAAUAUUACCCAAGUUUAUCUACAAAAAGCACAAUUCUGUUUUAUUUCGCUUAUAGAUUUCCUUUCCCCUGUCAUUGAAGCAUUUAGAUACAUGUUAGAGUUCGUGUCAAUAUUUUAA
This is a messenger RNA of Mitosporidium daphniae, 1224 nucleotides long. RefSeq lists its product as uncharacterized. The record is from RefSeq and is a predicted model, not a curated record. NCBI's taxonomy places the organism in Eukaryota, Fungi, Microsporidia. The coding region runs from base 1 to 1224 and encodes 407 amino acids. The transcript has a single exon.